AUGGCUGAUUUGAUCAAGGGAAGAUUCCGUAAGGAUAUAAAAUACAAGGCUAUUAUUGAUAAAGUCAUUAGUGGUGAUCGUGUGGUCACCCAUAUCUAUUUUGAUGAUGGUGAAGAAGCUGAAUUAUCAACAUUAAUUGCAGGUUUUAGAACCCCAAGAUCUUCAGAUCCUAAAAAUGGUACUGCUGCUGAACCAUUUGGUGAUGAAGCUAAGAAAUAUAUUGAAACUAGAUUAGUUAACCAAAAAGUUUUCGUUCAAUUCGUUGGUACCAGUUCAACUGAAGUUCCAAUCAUUAAAAUUUAUCAUCCAGCUGGUAAUAUUAGUGAAAAAAUUAUUGCUUCUGGUUUAGCUGAAGUUGCUGACUGGCAAUCAUCUUUAAUUGGUGCUGAAGGUAUGGUUAUCUUAAGAAAUGCUGAAAAGCAAGCUAAAGCUGGCGGUAAAGGUUUAUGGAAAUCAUUAGUUAAACCAACAACUACAACAUCUACAACCUCUAAAUCAGCAUCAACUUUCAAGAUUGGUUCCACAAUUGAAGGUACAAUUGAUCGUAUCAUUUCACCAGAUGCUUAUUCAAUCGGUCUACAAAAUGGUACACAACAAACUGUUUAUUUAUCAUCAAUUAGAUCUCCAAGAGCAACAGAUCCUUCAGCUCCUUUCUUACCACAAGCUAGAGAAUUUGUUCGUAAAUAUAUCGGUAAAAAAGUUUCCAUAUUAACUGAUGCUUUCAGAAAUGAAAACCCAUUAGUCACUAUAACUUUACCAAAUGGUAAAAAUUUAGCUGAAACUAUUGUUUUAAACGGGUACGCUACAGUUAUUAAACAUCGUCGUGGUGAUGAUGAUAGAUCAAGUGCAUGGGAUGCUUUAAUUGAAGCUGAAACUAUUGCCACAAAAGAAAAGAAAGGUAUUUAUUCUAAUAAAGUCCCAGAACCUGAAAAAAUCAUUGAAGCUUCAGAAAAUUCUCAAAGAGCCAAGAUUCAUUUAAGAACUUUACAAAAUCAAUUGAAGAUCCAAGGUAUUGUGGAAUAUGUUAUUAGUCCAAACCGUAUUCGUAUCUUAUUACCACGUGAAAACAUUCGUUUAGUCUUGGUAUUUGCAGGUUUAUUAUCAUUAUCAAAAGAAUCUCCAAUCUCUCAAAAAGUUAUUGAUUACUCAAAUAAACAUAUUUUACAACGUGAUGUAUCAAUUGAAUUAUUUGAUGUUGAUAAAGUUGGUGGAUUCAUUGGUAAUUUAUAUGUCAAAGGAAAUAACCAUCCUUAUCAAAUUGAAUUAUUGAAAUUAGGUUAUGCACAAAUUCAUGAUGGUUCUGUUUCAAAGACUAAAUUUGAAGAUCAAUUUUAUGAUGCCGAAGAAGAAGCCCAAGAUUCAAGAAAAGGUGUUUGGAUAAAUUGGGAUCCUGAAGAAGAAGAACGUAAAUUUCAAGAAGAAGAAGAAAAAAGAAGAGCAAAAUAUGAAGAAAAAAUUGCUAAAACUAAGAAAGCAAAUGCUUUUGAUGAUGAUGAAGAUGAUAUUUCUCAUUUACCUGAAGCUGUUAGAAAAUUAGUCAUUAAGAAAUGA
Molecule: messenger RNA, 1551 nt
Organism: Hansenula ciferrii
Lineage: Eukaryota; Fungi; Ascomycota; Saccharomycetes; Phaffomycetales; Wickerhamomycetaceae
Gene: SND1
Product: nuclease domain-containing protein
Exons: 1
Coding region: 1-1551 (516 amino acids)
Biological process (GO): mRNA catabolic process
Cellular component (GO): cytosol; nucleus
Molecular function (GO): RNA binding; nuclease activity
Source: RefSeq, a predicted model, not a curated record